This is a messenger RNA of Wyeomyia smithii (pitcher-plant mosquito), 3149 nucleotides long. It is a transcript of the gene Sox21b, whose product is annotated as SOX domain-containing protein dichaete. NCBI's taxonomy places the organism in Eukaryota, Metazoa, Arthropoda, Insecta, Diptera, Culicidae. Gene Ontology annotation, biological process: cell differentiation; anatomical structure morphogenesis; regulation of DNA-templated transcription. The record is from RefSeq and is a predicted model, not a curated record. Bases 942 to 2294 code for a protein of 450 amino acids. Gene Ontology annotation, molecular function: RNA polymerase II cis-regulatory region sequence-specific DNA binding; DNA-binding transcription factor activity, RNA polymerase II-specific. The transcript has 6 exons.
UCGGCAGCAUGCCGUGUGCGAAUGUCCGAAACUGGUUCCACAACCGUGUGCGCUCUCUCCGGUUUUGCAGCUCGGUCGUGUCCUCCCCGCCCCCCGUUUCACCCACCUAGUCGGUAUCCCUUUCGUGGGGAACCAUUCGGGGCCCUAGGUUCACUGUAGUGGUUGUUGUUGUUGUAAACAAGUAUCGUUAAAUGUCAGUAACGUCGAAGGUUUUUGCAAGUUUGGAUGUUUUAUUAUCAAUUAUACAAACAUAUAGUGUGGCACAAGGGAAUUUUCAGCUGUUCGGCCGAAUAUAAUGAAUAAAUCACUUAAUUAGCAUUCCGAUUCAUUGGUUGCCGGGUGUAAAGUUGUGAAAUGUCGCGCCAAGUGCCGAUUCUAUUGUGACAGCUUUUUUUUUGUCCAACCGCUCCCUCGAAUCGUGCUCUUGACAGGCGUUUGAUUUUUUUUUUUUGUGUUUGCUGAUGCCGCAGGUCAAACUCGAAAAUUACGCCCUUUGUAUUUACCGCGAGUGUCAAGUGCAUAUGAAAAAAGCAGACCGCCGCCACCGUCGCCUAGAGUUGAUGUCGCGUGCAGUGCAAAAGCCGUAAAGGAGCAAAAAAGGAAGAACGGAUUCCUAGGUGACAACGGGCCUUUUGUGCCGGUCAGAACACUGGUGGUCACUCCCCUCGGCGAGAAGAAAAAGUGCAAUGCAGUGACUCUUUUUUCCCGUGUGCCUCAACAGGAAAAGUAUUGAUGAAUUGUGUAGAAGUGAGUCUGAUUCCGAUUUAAGGCCUUGCAAGGUGCUGCCAGGCGCCCGCGCUCCAGCGCGGAACUAAUCGAGGAAGCGCAGUGACAUCUUCAACCAAGAGUGGACAACAAAGUUUACAAACCCGAAACCGACGACGAACGGAAGAUUUGCCUAAUCCAAGCCGUACCGCCCCGGUGUUCAGGUGCCAGCAAACAUGAUGGAUCGGAUACCGUCACUGUCGAUACCGGGCUUAUCGCUGUCCCAUCCGCUGUCGAUACCGACCUCGCAGAGUCUCACGAAUCAAUCAUCGCACGCCGCACUGAACUCGCUUAAUCUGCACAGCCAGAAUCUGCAUGCGGCGUCAUCUGUGAACGCCCUGCACGGUUCCCAGAGUGGUUCGACGACGGCGGCACACGCGGUUGCGGCCGCCGCCAACCUGCACCAAAACGUCGGUGGUCUGCUGAACGGAACCGCCAACAGCAACGGUUCUCCCUACUAUUACAGCCUGCUGGGGCAGACCAUGAUGAAGAAGCCCGCCGAGGAACACAUCAAACGCCCGAUGAAUGCCUUCAUGGUGUGGUCCCGGCUGCAGCGGCGGAAGAUCGCCCAGGACAACCCAAAAAUGCACAACUCAGAGAUCUCCAAGCGGCUCGGAGCCGAAUGGAAGCUGCUGACCGAGGACGAAAAACGACCAUUCAUCGACGAAGCGAAAAGGCUCAGAGCGAUGCACAUGAAGGAGCACCCGGACUACAAGUACCGACCGAGGAGGAAACCGAAACCAAUCCGACGCGACGGCUAUCCCUAUCCGAUGACGUAUCCCUCCGUACCGGUCGACGCACUACGAGCAGCUUCUUUCGUCGAUUUUGCAGGCAUCACACCCAGCUACUUUGCCCCCGGUGCUCCCUACCACUUAGGAAGUCAUCUGUCACAGGCUAGUCCUCCCACGACCCAGUCGUCGAUUUCCUCCCAGAUGGACGUUUCGAAAUUCGCCCUGGACCGGAGCGCCUACUUGAAUUCGGCGGCCGCCGGUGCGUUGUACGACACUACCAAAUCGCAAACCAAUCCCUACAGCGCCUACCUCGAUCCGACAACGGUCCUGACUAAGGCAUACUUCGAUUCCAAGAUGUACCAGGAUAGAGCAACGGCAGCCGCCAACUAUGCGUUCGACAUCUCCAAGAUCUAUGGCUCACAACAACAGCAACAACAGCAGCAGCAGCAACAACAACAGCAGCAGGCGCAAUCUCAAGCCCAGCAGCUGGCGCAUCAACAGCAGCAGCACCAACUGCACCAUCAGCACCAGCUAAACGGUGAUGACCGUGAACCAACACCGCAGUUAAGCGAUGUAAACGUCGACAUAAAACCACAGCUGGGUGAACAGGUGGACAGUUCUCCGCUGCACAGUAACAGUUACGGGCUCAACAGUGCUAACCUUCUCGGGGGUGGUGCUGCCGGACUUUACCAGUAUGCUGGGGCAAAUCAGACCAGCGCCGGAGCAGUUGGAGGCUCUGGAGCCGGAGGCGGAGGAAGUGCUGGCGAUUACCGCCGCCCGCUGACGGUUAUAUUUUGACCAAACUCGGAAGUGAUGGACGACAGAGAUUAUUAAAUAUUGGUAGAACUUAAGCACCACAAACAAUGGAUCAACGAUCACAAAUUGCUGUUUAUAUUAUUAAUGAUAAUAUUAUUAUUAUUACGAGUAUAAGGUGUUAUCAUUUUUAGCCAACCGCUUUCUGAUCUGAUGAAAUGUUGAGUUAGGACGCCAACCAUCCGUACUACAUUGGAAACGAGCCCCCAUGCAGAGUUAGUUUCAAAUCGAAAACAAAGUCCUCUCUUCAACAGGUUUUAACCUUGUCCUUCAACCAGAACGUAAGCGAAGACACGAACAUUUUAAAUUAUACCAGUUUGUAGCAUAUGUUUUAGAACAGUUAGGGUUGUAGUAUGCAAGGAACGAAUUUUUCAUAAAAUUAUUGAUGAAAAAAGCACGUGAUUUACGCUAAGAAAACAUAAGCAAAAAUAUUGUAAAAUAGUUCAUCAAAUAAACCAUUAACUACUCACAUUUUAGGUAAGAAAAUACACCUCUUUGAGACAACAGAAGAAAAAAAAACUCUAGUAAAAAUUAUAGCAAUUAAGUGAGCAUUUACUAACAUUUUCAAAUGUUUUAACGAAAUCCAUGUGAAUUCAGAAGUGGAUUCUUUCGACAGUAUUUAACUCUCUAAAAAAAAACAUACCGAAUGACGCGAGAUUGUAUAAAUAAAGCUGUUAAAUUAUUUCUCCACCUGGUGCGGUAAAUUAGGCGAUUAGUGUGUGUGCUUCUGUGGACGGACAGAGACGAAAAAAAAUGUACUACUAUAUCAGUAUACUGUGCGAAAACGAAGUAGAAGAAAUCAUGAUUGAACAGAAUAAAAAUAUAGUCUUAAUCACCGAA